CGGGUCGGUAACAAACGGGCAAACAAGGUACCAGGAGCAGGCGAGAGAGUGGUCAGGACUAGCCAAGGUCAGUACAGGCAGAGUUCGUGCAGAAUCAGGUACAGGCAGAGUUCGUGCAGAAUCAGGGUAGAAGCAAGUAGGAUCAGGAUACCGGGGCCAAGCAAAACAGUACAACAAGGCACUGACUGCAGGUCUGGCCAUUCCUUAAAUACACCUUCUGCAAUCAGCCUCAGGUGAUGGCUGAUUGCAGGAGUGAGCUUCUGGUUGCUGAGAGCACCCGCUGGUUAGCCCUGGUACUGCAGCCCACAAGACAGGCGAGUCCCACCACCAUUGGCGAGUCCAUUCCUGACAUUAGGUACAAAACUUUUUCAGAAGGUCUAAAAGCUGGUACUCUAGUAAAUAUAUGGAAA
Messenger RNA from Staurois parvus, 410 nucleotides. Lineage: Eukaryota; Metazoa; Chordata; Amphibia; Anura; Ranidae. The record is from the annotation of a GenBank genome assembly.